GAAAACCACAGAAUAAAUACUAUAUUAUAUAAAGGGAAAAAAAUAAAAUCAAAAUCUUUGGGAAGAAAAGUCCUGCAAAAUCCAGAAAGGAGAGCGUGAUUCCAGCCAUUUUUGCUUUUGCAAUCCUUCAAUAUCUUGCUUUGUGGGCCCCCCCACCCCCAGCCACCCCCAACAACAUUUUUGUCACUUGUUUUCAAUUCUUGAUCUUUCUGCAAUUUCUUCUAUGUAACAUUUCCAAGAUCGGAUCUUUUUUUUAAAAAAAAAAACAAAAAACUGUGGGGUUUGGUUUGACUUGCAUAGGAACUUGUAGGAUCAAGAUGGGUUCAUUUCAUUGAAGAAGUUUAACCUAACCAGCUAUCUCCACACUCCUUUUUAAGUUCUUGGUUUUGGGUGAACUUGCUCAGUAUCUGAGUAGAUUUUUCCUUCAGAAAAUGUAUAGAGGCAAUGGCACUAACACUCAACUUCCUAUUUUCGUGGAUGAGAAUGGUUUGCAGUAUCCUGCUAGUGCACCAAAUCAACUUCAAUUAUUUGGAAGCUUCCCGCUUGGAUCCACUGCUGAUCCUGUAAAUUAUUUUGUAAAUGAGCAUGCUACACCCCUGAUUCGGCAUAAUAAACGAGGCAGGGAAGCAGAAGGUGUUUCCAGGCAGCAAAAGCUUCAAAUUUCCUUGAAUCAUAAUUUGGUUCAUGAUGACACUGAACGGCCAGCAAAUGUUCCUGUACAAAAUCCUGUAUCAACUGGUUUAAAACUGUCAUAUGAUGAUGAUGAACCCAACUCUUCUGUCACUUCUGCAAGUGGAAGUAUGAAUGCACCAGCAUCAGUUAUAAUGUCUCUUGGUGACAACAUUAAGACAGAAAUGGUGCGCCAGAAGAAAGAAUUUGAUCAGUAUCUUAAGACUCAGGAAGAAACUUGGGCUAGAGGUGUGAGAGACAUAAAGCAGAGACAUAUGGCUUCACUACUGAGUGCAGUUGAGAAAAAUGUUGGCACUAAGUUGCACGAGAAGGAUACUGAGUUAGAGAACAUAAAUCGGAAGAACAGAGAACUAGUUGAACGGAUGAAGCAAGUAACAGCAGAGGCACAAAAUUGGUGUUACAGAGCCAAGUGUAACGAAUCUUUAGUCAGCACUUUAAGAACGAACCUUCAGCAAGCGAUGCAAUCUGCUGAACAAGGAAAAGAAGGGACAGGAGACAAUGAGCUAGAUGAUGCUGUAUCCUACAAUAGGCUCAGCAAUAUCCCUAGUGGUUCUGGCAAGUGUACAUCGACGAAAAAAGGCAUUAUCUGCAAGGUAUGCAAAUCAAAGGAGGUAUCCAUCUUAUUGAUGCCUUGUAGACACUUGUGUUUAUGUAAAGAUUGUGAAGGAUUAGUUAGUGUAUGUCCUAUCUGCCAGUUGAUGACAAGUGCUAGUGUUGAGGUGUUCUUGUCUUGAAAUAUGAACAAAAAUAACACUGUGCUAGUGUUGAGGUGUUCUUGUCUUGAAAUAUGAACAAAAAUAAAACUAAGGCAGAAGAAAUAAUCUCACACAUUUUAGAUGAUUAUUGUGGAUUUACUUACUGUACAGAAGCAACUUCUUGAAAUUGGAGUUUAACUAUCAUGAUGAUUGAUUAGAUUACUUUGGCUA
Molecule: messenger RNA, 1616 nt
Organism: Solanum dulcamara
Lineage: Eukaryota; Viridiplantae; Streptophyta; Magnoliopsida; Solanales; Solanaceae
Product: E3 ubiquitin-protein ligase BOI
Exons: 4
Coding region: 432-1424 (330 amino acids)
Molecular function (GO): ubiquitin-protein transferase activity
Source: RefSeq, a predicted model, not a curated record